AUGAAAGUCGCAGUUAUUCUGAUAACAGUGUUCAGUGUGCAAGCAAUGCAUACCAGUGGGCCAGUAAUAGUUAACGAUUUAGUUAAUUGCUUAAGUGACAUGAUCAAAACAAAUUUUCUUAAACCUGGACUAGUUAUUUUUCCUCAUCCAAUAAAUGCCAGUUCUACGAUUAUAAGAGUCAGAACUGAUAUCCUAACGCGUAUUCAUCGUAGCAAGAAAUAUACAGUUCAAAUAACCGCUCCUGAUAGCAAAGCUGUUUGCAACGACCCAAAUAAAAAGUUCAAGGUCGUCCAUUCGGAUCCUUUUAAAGUAAUGUCCAUAGCGAGUUAUUUUGUCAUCAUUGUUGAUAGCUUUGACGAUUUUACACAUUUUGCUAGAAAAAUCAUCAGGUCGCGUUUUUGGAAUCCAUAUGGAAAAUUCUUAAUUUUGUUACAUAAUAUAACCAUGAACGAUGAUGAAAAUCGUGAAGAUGUCGAAAACAUUUUGACGUGUUUAUUCAAAUACAAUGUUAUCAAUGUUGUUGUUAUGGUACCUAGAGCUAAGGUUGUGCGUAAUGUAAUAAUUUACAGCUGGAAACCUUAUGAUCCGCCUAAUUACUGUGGAUAUUUUAACGAAAGUGCGAAGAAUAGGUUACUCAUAGAAAAUACAUGUGACCGAGGCAUUCUUAAGAGUAAGGGAAGUAUAUUCAAGGAUAAAUUGCCAUCAAAUAUGCAACAAUGUUCUCUCAACAUUUUAGCAAUAGAAAGGCAGCCAUUUAUCAGCAGAUAUAAAACAGAUCCGAAUAUGGAGAAAAGGAUAAUCAAGCAAAUGCUCAAACCGUACAAUUUUUCCGUUGGUUUUGAGAUAAUAUUAAAUAAAUUUCGCGGUGAGCGGGACGAAAAAGGAGUAUGGGAUGGUGCUUUGCAGGACUUAGUAGCUAAAAGAGGUCAAAUUCUAUUGGGAGGUAUAUUUCCUGAUUUUGAUGUCCACGAGGAUUUCGAUUGCAGUGCAACGUAUUUGGCAGACUCGUAUGCAUGGGUGGUUCCUCGGGCUUAUCCGUCUCCACCCUGGAGUUCACUCACUGCUGCAUUUGAAAACGAAGUUUGGUACCUAGCUGCUGUAAUAUUUGUUUUAUGUGGUUUCAGCUGGAAAAUAUUGGGACAAAUAAGUGGUGAUAGCAGUUACAACAGGGCGUUCAAACAUUGUUUUCUGAAUUCUUGGAUACUUUUAUUUGGUUUCCCUCCAUAUGUGCGUCCUAAAAAAGGAAGUCUGCGAAUAUUUUUCAUAUUUCUCAACACAUAUUGUAUUCUGUUUAUGACAGCAUAUCAAACUAAGCUAAUAAUUAUUUUACGAAAUCAGACUUUUAGGUAUCAAAUCAAAACCAUCCAUGAUGUGGUACUAAGUGGAUUGAAAAUUGGUGGUUCUGAAGAACUACAUGGUUUAUUUCAAAAUUCUAGUGAUCCUAUUGAUAAUUUGAUAGAUGAUAAAUGGAUAGAUGUGCACAAUAUAACACAGGCGUUAUUGGACGUUGCUGUAUAUCGAAACUUUUCAGUACUGUGUAGCCGACUGGAAUUGGAAUACCUCGCAUCAGUAUUGCCGGAACUUCAUGAUGUUUUUGGACGUACAAAAUUGUACACAUUCGAGAAGAGUGCGUUUUUAGUUCCUUUGGAAAUGAUAGGCUUAAGAGGAUUUCCUUUUAUGAAAAUACUGUCACGCAGAUUAAAUUCGUAUAAACAGUUCGGUCUGAAUGAAUAUGUAAGGCGGUAUUUUACUCAAUUAAACAAGAAAAAUAAGGAAAAGUUACUAGUUUUGUUAAAAUCCCGACCGAAGAACAUCAGUGCUUUAACAAUUCAACACUUACAAUGCGGAUUCUUGGUCCUGAGUUUAGGUAUGGUUGGUGGAACUGUUGUACUGAUGUUGGAAAUUUUAUUAUAUACCAAUUUAGUGCAAAAAAUUGAAUUGCAAAUCCAAAGUAUUUUUAAAAGAAGAUAA
Molecule: messenger RNA, 1971 nt
Organism: Bicyclus anynana (squinting bush brown)
Lineage: Eukaryota; Metazoa; Arthropoda; Insecta; Lepidoptera; Nymphalidae
Gene: Ir60a
Exons: 1
Coding region: 1-1971 (656 amino acids)
Source: RefSeq, a predicted model, not a curated record